Molecule: messenger RNA, 5086 nt
Organism: Paramuricea clavata
Lineage: Eukaryota; Metazoa; Cnidaria; Anthozoa; Malacalcyonacea; Plexauridae
Source: the annotation of a GenBank genome assembly
AUGGGACACAGAAUUACAAUCUUCUUGGUUGCCUUCCUAUUUGUGUUGAUGGGAAAUGUCCUAUCUGCACCCAAAGUAAGUAAGAAUCGAUUCUUAGCUACUAUUGGAAUUACUCUUCUAUUUACUGUGUACUGUAAGUUUAAUAUCCGAUCUAUUUUUUAUUCUGCAUGCUCAGGGCGUAGCAAGCCCGACGUCUAGACUAGUACCGCUAUGCAAAUAUUGCCAUAGCUAUCAACACAAUAAAUAAAUAAAUAAUAAUAAUGAGUUGAAAUUUGCAUAGUUGGCAUUGGGCUGGUUACGCCACUGAUUCUGCUUGGUUAUGACCCUCAUAAAACCUGUGUCUAAUAUCACAGGUAACAGCAAAAUUAUACCCCGGUCUUAACAACGACAUUCCUCGGGUCUUAACCUAUUAUCAUUCAAUUUCAAAUGAAAGAUUGAUGGGAUUAAGAAGGGUUGUCCUUAUCUUGAAAAACGACCAAACAUCUUUCAUUUUAUCUGUAACUUUUUCUGAUAUAACCCCAUAUAUCAGUUUCUUUUCGACGAAGCAAAAUAUCCGUCUAGGCCUUGUCGGGUGACUCAAGUUAACGUAAAAUCUGUGAGUAAAUAGAUCCCCCUUCUAUCAUUCUGACACCAAAAUUUAAGUGUACAAUAUCAAGUAUCAUCAUCUCACAUGCAUCCCUCCCAUCUCAUGUUCUGCAUCUCAUGCAGUAGAUGUUGGAAUGCUUUAUUUUAACGAAAAGGUUUAGUGAACAACAUCGCGCUAUUAUUGGCAACAUUGCAAACCAACCGUGUAAUGCCACUUAUAGUGUUUCAUAGUCGUAAACGAUAUGAAAUGCACCUCAUUUCCAAAUUUUUCACUGCCCCCCCCCCCCACCACCACCCUUCCUAACGUAGUAAUGAACGUUGUUUUAAUGUUUAGCUCUACCUGUCUUUUGCCUGACAUGAGCAGGUCAGUCACAGUACUUUAUAUUUUUACCUCAUUCCCAAGUUUCCUUAAGGCUCUAUAGUACUUAUUGUGUUUCUGCCACUCUUGUUUUUGACUAUAUCCGUCUGAUUUGUUUAUUUCUGUCAUGCGAUCCCUUGUUAUAUCCACUUGUUUCAAUCCUCCCUACUUAGUUCUCGACAAACAGCCUUCACUCAAAAUUGUUAAGAUUCUGCUUAAACCAUUUUAUUUUCUAUAAAGAUCGCUGUUUUUCGAAAAUAUCUGUAAUAUAGAUUAUAAACAUCGUCUUGAUAUAUUAAAGAAGUGGGACGUAGAACAGAGACACCAGAGGCCGGUUGUUCAAUCUCUGGUCAGCUUAAUUCCAACAGCUUGUUUAUGAACAGGAACCAUCUUUCCGACAGAUUUAAAUUAUAUUUUCUGAAAUCUUUAAAUAAACAGAAAUUUACAAACCAAAACAAAAUGUUAAAUUUGAACCCAGGGUUAGCGCUGAUUGAGCUUUAAACAGCAAGAUAGUUUAAUUUAAGCAUCGCGGUUUAAUAGUUUUUGGCAAGGACUCGGUGAACUUGCUUGAACUCGCUGUUUAGGUAUUCCAGAGUUGUGCGGUUUUAUACUGGAAAAUCUUGGGACUGAGCUCCAGGCUUCUCGAAAUGAAGGAACAUCCAGGCCAUUUUUAUUUCAUGUUUGGCAAUCAUGCGCCUGUGAUGUCCCAACUAACUUGUUACACGAGAAAGCACAAAUAAUUUAUUUUCCUAAGUUCUUUAGUGGUUGAGUAUUAGUUUCUAUUAAUUUCUUGGGGCUCAUCGUUUUCACAUUUCCCUUUACUCUAUCUGCGACAAAUCAGUGGAUCAAUAUAUUUCACCACACUUUAUAAAAUUAAAUGAAAUAACAACGAAACAAACAAAUAUAACUAUUUAAAUCUCAUAGGAACAAACGUCAUAUUUCGAUGGAGAUGAACACGAGUUGAUAGGAAACAAGAUUAAUGAUCCAAGUAAACCUGGAAUAUACACCAGGUUGAUACUCCCGAAUGGAAUUCAACUCUCGUUUGGUCAAAUGAUAGCGUUAGCUGGGGAUUUUUUUGCACUAACUAAUGCAUCUAUCAUCGCAGUUCAUGGUAAAGAAGAAGUACGGAAGCCCGGGGUUGGAGAGAAGCCUUAUCCAUAUAAACCAGUCGGGGUGAAGAUCGAAAAUGAAAAGAAGCGGCCUAAAGAAGCAUACAAAAUCGGAAAAGGAAAAAGGCCUUAUGAUAUUAUGACCGAAAAAGUGCCUUAUGAAGUAUUCAAGACUGGGAUUGUUAAAAUAACACCAGGAGAACGCGAAAGGUUCAUGGCAGCUUAUAAUACACUCGCUGGUGUACCACGUAAUACGAUUCAGGAACAAGUGACCACGCUUUUAAGAAUGAUCGGGGAAGACCUGGUCGUGAGGGAAUAUCACAACGGUACACUUCAUACCAAUACUGAAUAUGCAAUAGCCACUAAUGGCAGAAUGCUAACAAUUGCAGCGAUAAAUUUCGAUCAUUUUGAGCCGCAAGCGCCAAAAGCCUACCUCGUUGGUCAUCAGUUGGCGAUGGAAAAAGCCAAAGAGGCGGCAAAGGAAAAAGAUGCCGACAUGAAAAGGAAAAUGUUGAACGAGUCUCUCUCUCUAGAUGCCUAUGCUUGUCACUUUCUCACUGAUAGUUUCUCAAGCGGUCAUAUAAGGUAUGAGCUAUGUUUGUUCAAUAUACAAAUUGCUACUGCCGGCCGCAUAACUUGCCGGCAGGUAUUUUAAAGUCAUAUUUUGCAGCCUUAAAUCCGUUCGAAAAGCUGCCUUCAAAAACUCUAUAUAGAGUAACUUUUAGCUUGUCUUGGCGUUUCAGUCUUUGUAGGGAUAAUUAACACUUCUUAAAAGGGGCGGGGUAUGGGUUCAAGAUCCAAUUCUCCAGCAAAAUUUUCGUCCACAUGUCAGCUUCAACUGUACACCUAAAAGAAUAUCCCUGAGCAAGUGUUUGACUUAUGUGUUGACUUUUAAACACAUUAUUUUGCUUUAAUGGGCAGAAUGCAGUCUUACAGGACAUUUCGUCAUCAAAAGUUGCUUCGUAUAUCUCCUUGAAGCUAUUUAAAAUCUGGUAUAUCAAACUAUGACUGUCUUUUAGUGGUAUUAUGGGUUUCCAUUUCCAUAUUUGUGUAUGUCGUUCCACAGUCCCAGUUAACCAUGGUUGCAUUUUCGCAAUUAAAAAAUAGAUAAAUCCCAGUCCCCAUUUUGUCCCUUCAGAUCCCCCUCUUAGGUUGAAUAAAUUAUUUUCAGUUGGAAGGAUAAGGAACCAUAACUCCCCAAAAAAAAGCACAAUAAAGGUAUCCUUAUUUGCCCAAUCUUGCACUGUAAAUUCUAAGGGGUAAAAAUUACCUUUAAUAUAGUGGUGUAGAUCAUUUUCCACAGAAUGAUCCAAUUUGGGGGGUAGAAUUUGAAUGCUUUGUGUUUAAUGAAACAAAUUUAAGCAUCGAUUAUAUAAUCAAAUGGAAACUAUUGAAACGACCUAACCCUUAUAACUGUGCCUCAAAUCGAUGUAAUUGUGUUUAUGGAAAAAAUAUACUUUAUUAUUUGUAAACCAAAAAUGACCCCUCUAAACAAACGAAAUGAGUUAGUCUCUGCAUGUAUAGACAUAAUAAAAAAUUACUUUUAAGUAACAUUUAAAAACUAGACAUUUAAAUAUACCGCGGUGUGUUAAUCUUUCCGCGUCCUGUCAGCUUAUCAGAUAACAUGUUAAUUAAAUCGCGUGCUUUGUAAAUAGGAUUAAGUUUUUAAAAGUCUCGUCCACUUGUACAUAUAUAACCAUGUAAGUUUUAGGCUGUAGUCAUCAGACAGGUCAAUUUAUCUGAAGAGUGCCACAUCUUGUGGUACGAGGAUGCCUAGUGGAUUUUGUUGAUUGCUGUACCUUAAUUUAAAUAUGCUCUGGUUUUCCAUUCCAAUUUUCAUGUAUUCGCAACGAUAUUAAAACAAAAAUAAAAGAGCGCAUCCAUCCGAUAAACAUUUUUAACUUACACUUCACUUCAUUGAAACGAAUAUUACGAUAAAAUGGUAACGGUUAUUAAAUUGGUUUAACAGGCCGUUUUUAGCUAAUUCUCGACACUUCCCAAAAUGUUUAUUCAACGCAGCUCUCUCGGUCAAUAUUGCACGAAAAUGCACAGGGCAUAUAUCAAAAUUUAAGUUAGACAAUACUGAAUGCAAUUCAAUGCACGUAUAGUUUAGGUGUAAUAGCUCUUUUAGUUUUUAAGUUAAAGUAAAUUAAACAGGGCAACUUUGUUUUGCACCAACAGGUAUAUAUAUAUAUAUAUAUAUAUAUAUAUAUAUAUAUAUAUAUAUAUAUAUAUAUAUAUAUAUAUAUAUAUAUAUAUAUAUAUAGUUUUUCGUUUUACCUCAGAAAACCACAACAGUCUGUUUCAUACGUAUAGGAUGAUGAUUCCUAUACGGAUGAAACAGACUGUUGUGGUUUUUUGAGGUAAAACGAAAAACUAUAUUACGCUCUAUAUCUAUAUGGUAUUGAGAACUGUUUGUGCUUCCUAAACCAAAAUCUUAAGCUAUACAUAUAUAUAUAUAUAUAUAUAUACAUAUAUAUAUAUAUAUAUAUAUAUAUAUAUAUAUAUAUAUAUAUAUAUAUAUAUAUAUAUAUAUAUAUAUAUAUAUAUAUAUGUAUAGCUUAAGAUUUUUGACACCGUUGAUUAUCUUAUACUUGUGACCAAAUUCGAAUAUUUAGGAUUGGAAAAAAUAGCGGUUGAUUGGUUUCGAUCCUAUCUGACUGACAGGCACCAAAGAUGCUUUGUCAAUGGGUGUUUGUCAGAUGAGAUUAAAAUUACUUGUGGUGUUCCCCAAGGCUCUGUACUUGGACCUCUACUCUUUCUCAUAUACAUCAACGAUUUGGCAUCUUGCUUUGAUCACGGCACUGCACGAAUGUAUGCUGAUGAUACAAAUUUGUCUUUUUCUGCAUGUUUUCCUAUUGAACUUCAACGUCAAAUGGAACGUGAUUUAAGAAAACUUGAAUUAUGGCUUAAAGCUAAUAAAUUAACUCUAAACGCCUUAAAAACUGAAUAUAUGAUUAUAGGAACUCGGCAAAAGAUUGCUUCAUUGAUCGACGAUGUUGCACUUUCUAUUGGAGGUAUUUCACUUUGUAAA